Molecule: messenger RNA, 972 nt
Organism: Notodromas monacha
Lineage: Eukaryota; Metazoa; Arthropoda; Ostracoda; Podocopida; Cyprididae
Source: the annotation of a GenBank genome assembly
AUGAGAAAAGGCAGCUUUGCGAGGACGGCUGGAAUCCGGUAUCCCAGUUUGACUGUGUUCGAAGAUGUGCUGGUUUCGAUUCAAAGUCUGAUCCUUGUUCCGGAUCCCUAUUUCAAUGAGCCUGGCUUUGAGAAGACGCGGAACACGCCCAGUGGAGUGAACGCUGCGAAAGAUUACGAUGCGAAUAUUCGGCAAGCGACUGUUCGUUGGGCCAUGCUCGAGCACCUUCGUAAUCCGUCGCCGUGCUUCGAAGACGUAAUCAGCGCUCAUUUUUGGAUGAAGCGAGGAGAAAUUUUGGAACAAGUCAAAACCUGGGUGAAAGAGGCCGAAGCCAUGCCGUCUGCGAGCAAAACUUCGCGAUUGCUGACGUCAUCCAUGAAUGCUGCCAAGAUGAUUCGGCGCCAUUACACAGCUUUGAAAGAAGAAUUUUCAAAAAUGGCUCCUUAUCCUGGGCUGGAAAACCUUGCGGUUGACACUGGUUCACCGCUGUCGAAAGAUCGCAAAAAACGUUCAGCGGAAAAGCGCAAGAAACCUGCUCAGGUUGCAGAUGCUUCUGCUCAAAAAGGGAAGGAACAAGAGAAGAGUAAUGAAGACGACCAAGAUGGCACCGGUUCACCUCCAGGUCCCAUGUCCGUUCAAGCAAUUAUGAUCUGAAGCGAUGAAAACCGACAAGUGAUCAGGGAAUAUCGAGACCGGCUUCAUUGAAACGCCCGACGCAAAUGAGAUUGUUUUCGUUUUUUUUUUUUUCAAUUUGAUUGAAUAUGUUGAUUUGCUUCGUACGCGUAGAAGCUUAGUAUUUUGUGGCAUUGUGGCGAGAAAGGGGGAUUCGUUUUCGCUUCCAGGUCUGUUCCGACUCUCGCUUGCGAAUAGGAGCGUGAGUUCUGACCCCAGUGAUCUUCGUGAUUUUCACAAAUGUUUUUUUUUUGUUGACUUGAAAAGCACUCCCGCAAUGAAAGGAAAUGUGCGCUGAAA